Alnus glutinosa is the source of this 2003-nucleotide messenger RNA. RefSeq lists its product as uncharacterized. Lineage: Eukaryota; Viridiplantae; Streptophyta; Magnoliopsida; Fagales; Betulaceae. The transcript is spliced from 3 exons. Bases 114 to 1265 code for a protein of 383 amino acids. The record is from RefSeq and is a predicted model, not a curated record.
ACUCUGCUCGCCCUAUGGGACAGGUUUGCCCUCCACAGUCCACACUGUGUAAAGGUACCUUUUUUAAGGCCCUUCUGCCUGCUUUUGCCUUCCCUCUCAACUCGAUUGACUGAAUGGCUGCGUCGACUGUGGAAGUACCAGUCUUCACAGACACUGACUUGGGAACUCACAUAGCAAUGGCCGUCCCUCCAGAUAUCACAGCAAGAGAUUUCAAGAGAGAAGCUGAAAGAGUGCACUUCAAUUGUUUCCCAAAAUCUGGAGAGAUCAUGAUCUAUGGGUUAAUGGUGAAGCGAAAAUCUUGCCUUUACCAUCUGCCUGAGUCACUGCCUAUAAAGUAUGCUUUCCAGGGUAAGAAAGGAGCAUGGUUUCUGCAUGUUCAAGCAAGGCCUUUGAGUAAUUUAAGUGGGUCGGAUCUACCCAAGGACGUGGCUGGAAAAUUUGUGCAGCAUAUGUACAAUGGUAGCAAAGAUACUGUUUAUUUGGAACCACCAAACUUCCUUGCAAGCAUUGGUGAGACUGAGACAAGAGGAGGAGGUAAGAGAAGGAGUUCGGGAAGAUCAAACUGCCUUGAACCUUUUCGACAAGAGCUUCUCAGCGCUGUCUCUCUUCCAAAGGAAAAGACAAAUAAGAGAAGGAAGAAACUUCAUCAUUUAGAGUGCACAGCAAGUGAAAUAAAGAGGGGAUGCGACCGUGGAAAUAGAAUUCCUGCUGUUGUUGCCAAAGAGAAUUCUGGCUUUUGUGCGUCUGCAGAUGAAGUUGAGCCUAGAGAAGGAUUGAGUUCCAACCCAAUGGUGGAGGCCCCCAGUGAGAAGUCAUCAGAAGUAAUAUCAGUUUCAGGUAUCAUCAAGAGAUACUUCCCAAGCUCCAAUGAAGUGAGCAGUUUCGGCAGCCCUUUAAGCUUUGAUGUCAAUGUCACACACAGAACAUUUCAAGGUCAGAAGGAAGAACAAUUAAAUACUAUAACAGAUGAUAAAUGCUCAAGCAUACAAGUUGAUGUCCUCCCAGAGUUUACAGUCAAAACACCCCCAAGGAUCUUGACACCGCCGUUGGUAGCUGCCCGAACUCCAAACUCUUUGAAGGCUAAGCUUGAAAGAUCUCGAGUUGGGAAACGCCUCGUUCUGGCCUCAUCCAAUCUUAGGAUUUCUGGGAGUAAGCAAAAACCUGCAAUUUCUCUAUGCAGACUCAGAGGUGAAAAAAUGUUAGAACCCAAUUUCUCUUCUAUGAUUAGAAAUUUAGUCUUCGAGAUGAGCGACAGCGAUGAUUGACAUUACUUGGAGGCCUCUUGGUGGACCAUGAAAGUUAUGCAUUAAAAUGUCGUGCUCACUGGGGAGGAGCUACUCUGAAGCAGCCUCGUGGUUGGCAUAAGCUGUCUGCUGAGCAAGUGACAACAACGAUGAACAAUCAGUAAUUCCUAUAAACCUGGACAAACAACUGCUCACUAACAAGCAGACUUAUGAUUCAGGUUGAGCAACAGCAAUGGCAUAAACUAUAUGUACCUUGAAAAACGUUUAUGGAAUGACGUGACUCGUGAUUGAGGUUGAUCAGCAGUUUUUGAAGGUGAUCUCUUAUAUGAAGAUGUCGGUACAACUGUUGUCUUCAAUAUUUGCAUUGCUGGGCAUGCCAGGAAUAGAUGAUAAUAGCAAACAGCUAUACUUGAGAGUUUUCUGAGGAAUAGUCUUCGACAAAUAAAUGCAUACUGGAGGAGGUAAUUAAGUGAUUAACUUUCAAGUUGCAGUCAUACUUUUAAAAAAAAAAAAAAAAAAAACCAAAAAGUGGAGCUUGAGGAAAGUUGCUUUUGAUUAAUGUAUUGGUUUUUAACACUCAAGGAUGUGCUGCAAGAUGGCAAUGUCUCAGAAAUUUAGUUUAAAUUUUCAUUGUGUUAGUUCUAGUAGCUUUGGGAGACAGAAAGUAUUUCAACUAAAUGAAGUACUCAGCCAUGAAGCUUCUGCUUUCUGUAUUCAACUAAAUGAAGUUAAUGCAAUGUUUUAUCUAUGUUGAUUAUU